AUGGAGCUCUUGUUUCUCUCCCUGCUCCUCCUAACAAUUCUCUUCCUCGCAUUCUCAGUUCACUUCUUCACCUUAAAAUACAAGCGUAUCAAUGGUGCUCACCUGCCUCCGGGAAGAUUAGGAUGGCCUGUCAUUGGUGAAAGUGUUGAAUUCUUCUCAAUGGGACGGAAAGGGUCGCCGGAGAAAUUCAUCACUGAUAGGAUGAACAAGUACUCGACUGAAAUCUUUAAGACUUCAUUGCUAGGGGAAUACUUCAUAGCCUUUUGUGGUCCUAUUGGGAAUAAGUUUCUCUUCUCCAAUGAGAACAAGCUUGUCGCUUCUUGGUGGCCACGCUCAGUUGAGAAGAUCUUCCCCUCUGCUCUCCAAACCUCUACUAUUGAGGAAUCCAAGAAACUGCGUAAGCUGCUCCCGGGUUUUUUAAAGCCCGAGGCGCUACAACAGUAUCUUGGAAUUAUGGAUUUGACUACCAGGAGACAUUUGGAAACUAAUUGGACUAAUAAAGAAGUGGUCAUGGUGUAUCCUCUGGUUAAGAGUUAUACCUUUUCAUUGGCUUGUAGAUUGUUCAUAAGCAUUGAAGAUCCUGAUCAUGUCGCAACAUUUGCCAAAUAUUUUCAUGUCUUAGCGACUGGGAUCAUAUCUAUGGCUAUUAAUUUCCCUGGGACACCCUUUAAUAGUGGGAUCAAAGCAGCAGAAAUUAUACGAGAAGCGUUGUUAAAGAUAAUCAAGAAGAGAAAGAAGGAUUUGUUGGAGAAUAUGAUUUCACCAACACAAGAUAUAUUGUCACAUAUGCUUACAAUGACCAAUGAGAGUGGGCAGUUCAUGAAAGAGAUGGAUAUUGCAGAUAAAAUUCUUGGGUUACUAAUUGGUGGUCAUGACACUACAAGUUCUGUCAUAACCUCCACCAUGAAAUAUCUUGCAGAGCUACCAAAAGUCUAUGAUGAGGUGUUGAAAGAGCAAAGAGAGAUUGCUGCAUCAAAAGAACCUGGAGAAUUGCUAAAUUGGGAAGAUAUUAAAAAGAUGAAGUACUCAUGGAAUGUAGCAUGUGAAGUAAUGAGACUUGUCCCACCCCUUCAGGGAGCUUUUAGAGAGGCUUUAAUUGACUUCACCUAUGCAGGAUUCUCCAUUCCAAAGGGAUGGAAGAUAUAUUGGAGUGGGAGUUCAACACACAAGAACCCCAAAUAUUUCCCAGAUCCUGAACAGUUUGAUCCUUCAAGGUUUGAAGGAAUUGGACCUGCUCCUUAUACAUAUGUUCCUUUUGGAGGUGGACCUCGAAUGUGCCCCGGCAAAGAGUACGCUCGAUUGGAGAUACUUGUUUUUAUGCACCAUGUGGUUAAUAUGUUCAAAUGGGAGAAAAUUAUCCCUGAUGAGAAGAUGAUUUUCAAUCCAAUUCCGGAGCCAGCAAAAGGACUUCCAGUUCGCCUCAAACCUAAUCACUAG
This is a messenger RNA of Telopea speciosissima, 1437 nucleotides long. Its product is annotated as beta-amyrin 28-monooxygenase-like. Gene Ontology annotation, biological process: sterol metabolic process. Gene Ontology annotation, molecular function: monooxygenase activity; oxidoreductase activity, acting on paired donors, with incorporation or reduction of molecular oxygen; iron ion binding. The transcript has 3 exons. Lineage: Eukaryota; Viridiplantae; Streptophyta; Magnoliopsida; Proteales; Proteaceae. Bases 1 to 1437 code for a protein of 478 amino acids. The record is from RefSeq and is a predicted model, not a curated record.